UCACAUUGUUCCAAUUCCAUCGUCUUUUCCCUCUCCAUCUCUUCCUUAUAAAAAAGGGUUCUAGAGAAGGAGCGAUAUCGAGGAGUCCGUGUAACACAAAAGCUAUAGAAACUGAAGUUACAGAGAGAGAAAAUGUAAUUUGAUUCAGACGCCAAUGGAUUAUACAAACAAUCUCUCGAGAUCGAGCUCCCUAACAUUAGGGGAACGAGCAUGUGCUGUAUUUAUGCCGUUUAUUGCGAUAAUCGAAGCUCUGAUCUUCGCUGUCUCUGGUUGCUUUGAAUACUGUGACCGACCGAGGAAAUGCCGAUACGGCUACCGAGAUUUCUCUCGGCUCGCCGAUGAAUCCCGAUUUACUGUUAAUGAAGUGGAGGCAUUGUAUGAGCUGUUUAAGAAGUUGAGCAGUGCGAUUAUAGAUGACGGCCUUUUACACAAGGAAGAGCUUAUGUUGGCACUGUUCAAAAAUCCAUAUGGCAAGAAUCUUUUUUUGGACCGGGUUUUUGAUCUUUUUGAUGAAAAGAGAGAUGGUGUGAUUGAAUUUGAAGAAUUCGUCCAUGCACUUAGUGUUUUCCAUCCCUAUGCCCCUAUGGAAGAAAAGUUAACUUUUGCAUUUAGGCUGUAUGAUCUGAGACAAACUGGGUUUAUCGAACGAGAAGAAGUUAAGCAAAUGGUAAUUGCAAUUUUGAUGGAAUCUGACAUGAAGCUGACCGAUGAACUUCUUGAGGCUAUCAUUGACAAGACUUUUGCUGAUGCUGAUGCAGACAAGGAUGGUAAAAUCAAUAAAGAAGAAUGGAAGGCAUAUGUUGUUCGACAUCCCACCCUCUUGAAGAAUAUGACUCUUCCUUAUUUGAAGAACAUCACUGCAUCAUUUCCAAGUUUUGUUUUCAACACUGAAGUUGAAGACUCAGAUUUUGAAGCUUUUUCCCAAAAGUAGAGUCCUUGAAACUUCGGAGAGAGCUCCUUUGGGUAGUCAACUUUGCGGGAUUUAGCUUUCGAGAUGAUGAUCUCUGAUUCAUUGCCAUAGAAUUCCUUUAUCAUUCCCGGAUAUCCUGAAGUUGAUCAUUCAAGCAAAGUCCAAAACCGCAAUGUAAAUUAAUCCUUUGUAUACAGGUGCCAUACGAAUGAGUAGAGCAUAGUAUACAUUACCGUAUAUAUGCAAACAUACAUGUGUGCUUUUUUGUACAUACAUGCUUUCAAAUAUGCCUUUAUAUGCACAAACAACACGUGUCUAUUCAUGUGUAUUUGUUUCAAUGAAUGGUAGAAGUUAAAGAGUAAAAAUGCCAACAGCUUACAAAAAUUGAGCUUCUCUUUGAUCCA
Molecule: messenger RNA, 1314 nt
Organism: Cornus florida
Lineage: Eukaryota; Viridiplantae; Streptophyta; Magnoliopsida; Cornales; Cornaceae
Product: calcineurin B-like protein 10
Exons: 9
Coding region: 155-931 (258 amino acids)
Biological process (GO): calcium-mediated signaling
Molecular function (GO): calcium ion binding; kinase binding
Source: RefSeq, a predicted model, not a curated record